GGACGGGAGACGCCGGGAGCGCUGCAGCUGGGCCGCCCUGGAUCGAUGUGCAUGUGCAUGUGCAUGUGCAUUAACGAACUCGCUGGUCUCUUGCGCCGCUGAUCGCACAGCCGAAUAGACCGACAGGCAGCCCGUGAACAUCCAUAUCUGAUUUGCAGAUCGAUCCGCAUCUACACCAGACUAUGGAGGAAGAAAAUAGCAUCCUGAAGUUGCUCGGCCGUGUGUCAGAAGACUCAUCUUCGCAGCUCUCGGCCGAGUCGUCCGGACCCUUGCAGGGCUCCCUUGGCAUUUCGCCGAAUGCGAGUGCCGCUGCCAACACAACCCUCAGCAGCUUUCUGGACGUUUCCACCAUCAAUCCGGCGGCGUCCCUUGCUGGAUCGGUUUCAUCGACGCCCGUAUCGACAACCGAUAACUACGACUUUGAUUUCGGCGAGAUCAUCGGUGGCGAAACCUCAAGCGCCGACCACGACGGCGCCACCUUGCCCCUCGCUGCCUCUGCCGCUCGACCCGCCUCUGCGUCGACAGGGCUGGGAUUCACAACCACUUCAAGCCCGACAAGCUUGUCGUCGCUGGUUCAAUCUGCUACCAUCCAAAGUUUUGCAUCCAAGCUGCCAGGCGACCGGAAAACCCGGUUCUCAACACUGCUGACCCGCAGCCAGGAUCAGUCGAUCACAAGCGAGGACUUCAUUGCCCAGGCAAAGGAAGUUCUCACUCAAGCCGAGUUCGCGACUCUCCUGUAUUCGCUCUCAUCAAGCACGUCGACGGUGCCAAUAUCAGCAGCAUCGGGAGCCGUUUCCGCGCUCUCUGCGCUCACGCCUGGAUCGUACUCGCUUGGUUCUGCAGGCGGGCAAGUCAAGUCGGUUGUCGACUCCACCAAGAAACGGGCCGCCGGUCCAGUGGGCGAAGGAAGCACGCCGAAAAAAUUUCGGACCGAACCGGAUGUGGCCAAGAAGAUGAUCGCCUCGAUGAAUGCAUCCAUUUCAACGACUGUAAAUGCGGCUGCGGCCGGGGUUGGGGUUGGGUCCUCCGACAUGGGUCCUCCCGCACCGCUUGGCCGUCCUGCGAUAGCCAAAGCUGGCGCUGCCGCGGGACCGUCCAAGGUCAAAGCUGAAGUUGAUAUCAAUCAACUGGAUGUUGAAGGCAUGAUGGAUGCCACAUCGUACGGAGGCGUGGAUAUGAAGAUGGAAGAGGAAGAUAUCAUGCGUGGCAUCGAGCAAAAGAUGUCCGUGUCCGGAGGGUUGCUGCAGCCUACGGGCUACCGGACCGGUGUCGACCGUGCACGGCAACAGCGUUUCCUGAAUAUUCACGGCCUCAAACGUGUCGUUGAGGCGAUUGCCAAGAAGCACUCUAUUGCGAAGGUUGAUGAGGAGUACCUUGUUUACCUAGCCCUCGCGCUGCAGGAGCGACUCAAGGGCCUGAUCGAAAAGACGAUUAUGGCAGCCAAGCAUCGGGUCGGAUUUACGUACGAGCAGUUCCUUGAGCUUGAUCGCCGAGAGCAAGAGGAGGAGGGCCAAUUCCGCGUGGAAGUCAAGAGAGGAUCCGACGACAUCCGACAGGCCCUCGUCCGCAUCGAGCAAGAGGAGCGCCAGCAGGAACAAGACGCUCGAGCCAAAUUCUUCCCGGCCUCCAAGGCAAAUGGUGACGACUCGUUUGUGCCCGAUGGUGACGACGAUGCCAAAAGGGCAGGCAAGAAGAAGGGCAGGCGUGAGCGGGACAUUCCCGAGAGCGUCAAGGCUCAGAACAUUAACAUGGCUGCCAUGCUGGCCGCUGGAGGAUCUCAGAAGAGUUGGAUGAUGGCAGCGUCAUCGAUUCCGCCCAAGCCCGCCCUGGCCCCCGACUCGACGCUCCGGAUCGUCCCCAAAAAGACCCCUGUCUCAGAACCCACACCGAAUGCGACAGCAUCAACGCGCAGCGCCACCGACGCCUCCUCGAGCAUGCGGUUCGGCCGAAGCAUGACGCUGAAGGAGCGUAAGCGGAUCAUCUUGCGAGAUGCGCUGUUUUGUCUCGAAACCGAGCAGACGCUGUGCAAGAGUGAGAUCUUUUACAAAUGGCUCGCGGAUGUCAAGUGAUAGGUGAAAUACAACACGGCCGAUUGUGGAGGCAUAUUCCUGAGCGGCCACCGGGUGUCUGAACCUUAUCGGCGAUGAAACCGUGGUUGAGCAAGCGGCUCGUCCCAUUUGUGUGUUCGAUGAUGCCCACAAGAUGUGCUGUUGAGGGACGACCCAGUCAGAGUUGGUGUCUUCAUACCGAGAUCAUCAUCAACCUCUGUUCAAGAGACCAAAUCGAGCCUGUCCCUGGUCUGCGGACAGAUUAUU
Molecule: messenger RNA, 2315 nt
Organism: Polychytrium aggregatum
Lineage: Eukaryota; Fungi; Chytridiomycota; Chytridiomycetes; Polychytriales
Product: transcription initiation factor TFIID component TAF4 family-domain-containing protein
Exons: 8
Coding region: 183-2069 (628 amino acids)
Biological process (GO): transcription initiation at RNA polymerase II promoter
Cellular component (GO): transcription factor TFIID complex
Molecular function (GO): DNA binding; protein heterodimerization activity; RNA polymerase II general transcription initiation factor activity
Source: RefSeq, a predicted model, not a curated record